This is a messenger RNA of Botrytis cinerea B05.10, 1621 nucleotides long. RefSeq lists its product as hypothetical. The transcript has a single exon. Gene Ontology annotation, molecular function: nucleic acid binding. Gene Ontology annotation, cellular component: tRNA-intron endonuclease complex. Gene Ontology annotation, biological process: tRNA-type intron splice site recognition and cleavage; tRNA splicing, via endonucleolytic cleavage and ligation. NCBI's taxonomy places the organism in Eukaryota, Fungi, Ascomycota, Leotiomycetes, Helotiales, Sclerotiniaceae. The record is from RefSeq and is a predicted model, not a curated record. The coding region runs from base 260 to 850 and encodes 196 amino acids.
GACGGAAGGAACAAUAGUAACAAGAUCUAGAAGUUUAAUAUCUCAGCCUUGCAUAAGGCUGAUGAAAUAUCAUAGACCGCCUUCCUUAAAAGAUAAAAAUUUCCCCCGCCUAAAUCUCGUUCAGCCCCGCGAAAGAAUGAGAUGUGUACAAAUUUGUGAUAAGAAAAAGUCAUUGAUUGUCGCAAAAUACAACAUAGCGAAUGAGUCUCUGAACACAAUUCUUCAACCUUCCUUAAUCAAACAGAACCCUAUUCAUAAAAUGCCCUCCACCACUUCUCCUACCACUUCCCUCCCGCCCAAUUCCGCCCUCCAGAAUCUCCUGAACACCCAAACACCCACCACCGUCGAAACCACCCACCCCGCCUACCUCCACCAUCUUGCAACCACCAUUCUCCAAAACCUGCAACUCCAACACGACUGGACCUCGCUCACAAUCCAUACGCACUCCCCUCUAACCUCGCACCGUCUUCCUCGUCCUCUAAUCUCCGGAUUGCCACCCCGACGCGCCUACAUCCACCCCGACGAGCAAGUCGCCAUUCUCAAAGCCGAGCAUUCUUCUGGAGAAACCAUUGCGCAAUUGCCCGAGCGCGAAUGGGUCUUACCUACGCACCUUGAGGAAAAAUGGAGUUUGGCACGCUUUGCAGAGGUGUUUGACGCGGUGGGAACUGUGCCUCCUGGGUCUGGAGCUGAGGGAAGGGAAGGUUCUCAAGAGGAUGGCGAGGAGAUUGUGGGAGGAAAAUGGCAGGGAGAAAAUAGACAGAAGAGGAUACUUUUGGCGACGUUGCAUGAUGAUAGUACGAUCGUGUAUUAUAUCAUGCAUGAUGGAAUUGUGAAGCCUCGACAGAAUUGAAGGCGGUUUGAGUGGAUUACUAUUCCAGGAGUCAUCUCAACAUCCGAAUGACUCGGAUGGUUAGGUGUCAUGGAAUGAUGAACAACAGAGCUGCCUUACAACUUUUGGUUCGCAGAAUUUUCCAACAACUCGGCCGAAGUCUUUGAAUCUCGAUUAUUGCACUGCAGAUUUGUUGUCAGCAUGAAGAGCUCACUCGCAAAUAAGAUGACCUGACAAUCGAACAAUUUCAAUGCGCUGAAAUGUUAGGUGUUAUAUCUAAAGCAUAACCUUCGCAAUUCGACCCUACCAACCCUGCCGAGAUCAUCAUAUCAUAUACAAAGUAUACACCGAGAAGACACUGCAUGGAAGCCCUUAAAAAAAGGAUAUGCUCCACGAUUUGAAAGGAAUUCCUUGUGGUUAAAUCACAGAAGCUGGAGACGUUCCGAUCAUUCUGUGGGAUCCUGGAGGAGGUAGAUCGGACAUCGCAUGUUGAAGGGAGGCACGCAAUUCUCAAAUACGGAUAGAUAUACUGGUACCACUAUACAACCAUCGGAAGCACUUUUGACAUGCUCAUUACAUCAUACACCUAGUACUUUAUAAAUCGGAGGACAAGCUCCUUCCGCUCCGAAUCCUCAAUCGCGAGCCUGCGUGGCAGUCGAAACAUCUUCAGCAUAACCUUUACUCUGGUUACCUUUCCUCCUCUGCCAAAUCUGCGGGUAGCAUCAUAAAUAGCCGUAUCCAUAACCUAGCACCCGAAAUACAUCCCCUAAAUAAUCAUAUCAUAUCGAGUCA